GAAUUCUUUGUUAAAGCUCUCUCUCUAGUGUUGUUCCUACAAUCAUACGUUGUGAGAAUUAAGGCAAGUUAAUGAUUUAUAAUCUAAUUUUGUCUAGAGAAUAAUUUUAAGAAGUUUAAACUACAUACAAUAAAAAUGAUAACUAAAAAAUUUCUUCUUUUUGUUUUAAAGUAUAAAAUAAUAUACAUAAAUUUUUAUUCUCAACAGCCCCAUAUAAAAACUUCUUAUAUGGACACUAUGAAAUUAUGGUUUGGUGUUACUGUGGUUGGUUAUGGAUACAAAUUAUGCACUUGUUGUAAGUGAACCAUUCAAUCUUGUUUAAUGCUUUGAUGAGAAUUGUCGGCCUAAUUUGCAGCACUCGGUUUGUUUUCAUAAUAUUUACAUGGGUGUAAGAGUUUUCUUUUUGGGAUAAAUUCUAGAUUGACUCUUGACAAUAGCAUUCCAUUCGAGACUGAUGGAGAUCUCACCUCGUUUUGUCUUGUGUAACAUGAUUGUGAAUAACAUUAAUGAUUACAUAACUCAUGCAUAUUUCGAUCAUGCUAUUCUCCAUGAUCAAAUUCACAAUGCUGCUAUUGAUUAAGCAAAUAAUUAUAAUUGGUUUAAUCUCAAACGAAAAACUAUUAUACAAGAGAAAAAUUCCAAUAAUAUAAUUAUUUCUCUCUUUUAUGUAAUUGUGUGUAUGAUGGGCUGGAAUACCAUGACAUGUUGUGUCAACUUCAAAAAAUGUACAAAAUAGACACUUUUGACAAUAUACACAAAAUGAAACAUUUGAAUUAUUAUUUAACUUUCUUUACAUACAACACAUGUUGUUUCGCCUUGAAACAACAAAAAAACAUGAUCGAGAACACUAUCAGCCAUCCAAUCCAACCAGUUUGAUAUUAAGCUAUGAAUACGAAGAUCCCCGUACAAAGACAUUUGUGCCUAUGAAGGAUGAACCAAGUUGUUUUGUGUUGAAUUCGUCACCAUCCUGAAUUCAACAAGCGUCCACUGCUUAUGAGGUAUCAUGUCUCUCAUCAUCUAUGUAGUUGGGUUGGCCAAGACAAAAGAGAUCUGCUUUGUAGCUAAAGGAAAAAUCAGUCUCAUCAUGGGUGACCAUGUAGCUAAGGCGACAUUUCGGAAACUUUCGAUUCUUAAAUUGUCAACAAGAUUGGAAGUUGGAGGGAUUGUCGGUUACUCGUUGGUUUCGAGUUGUGUCCUCAGCUUUGAAGGAGACGAGGAGUUGCUCGCGGAGCUUCUUCGGCAUGGGUGAUAAUGAUGAGAGUCUUAGUAUUGUGUUUGUUUGUGGGAACUUAGAUUUUUGUGUUUAUGACUGUUAAACUCUGUCUGAUAUGUAUGCACUUGUUUGCUUGUGAAAAUGAUAGUAAAAAAAACUUAAAACAAAAACAAAUAUCAUGAAAAAAUGUUAGAAAACAGAUAUAGUUAUACCUGAUAAUUGUUGAUUCCUUCAACUUCAAUCUGUAAUUUUCAAAGAAAUAUGUCGUCGCAGAGAGGGAUGAAUAUUACCAGUCAAACCAGCGUUUAAGAUAACUGUCGUAUAUGAAAAUAUGUGAAAAUCAGUCUCUCAAAAAUAUAGAUGCGUUUGUUUUGCAAAGAAGCUUUUCUAUUUUUAUUUACACUUUCUCUCUUAUUUUUUUGUUCAUUAAUUUAUUGGUUGAAAAACUGUCGAGAGAUCGGUUUUUAGUCUCCUUAUAAAGAUGAUUACACUUUUAUAGUUCACAUGAAUAAAGUAUUUUACCUUAAAAAACCGAGUCAAACUAAAUUUAAAAUAGUUAAUAUACAAUUUAUCUAUAUACAUAAUUGAUUUUUUUUUUGUUCCCACUCCAUCAAAUUAUUUAUAAAAACUUAACACAUUAAUACAAUUAUUCUAUAAAAAUUAGAUUUUCUUACACCUCUCUUAAUUUUACAAUCUGGACCACUUAUAUCAGCACAGUAUUCAAUAUCUCAUAAAUAUAUAUAUAUAUAUAUAUAUAUAUAUAAUUAAUAAUACAUCUAAACUAACUAAUUUUUAACUUAAAUUUUCCAUAAAAACAAUUUAGUAAAAAAAUAAUAAUAUAGCAUAUAAAAGUUAAAGAAUCAAUUAAAAUUAAAAGAUAUUUACUAUUUGAUUUCAUAUUUUAUCAAAUCAAAUCAAGGCCACAUAAAGUAAAUUCACUCAGUCAUCAAAAUUAGAGAAAUUAUUAAAUUUUCUUUUUUGAAAAUUACGUUCAAAGAUUAAUAUAUAAUUAAAACAUAUAUUUUAGAAUAAUUAAACGGAGUCAAUGUAUAAAAUAAAAAAAUGAAUAAAGUAUAAAAAUAAACUAUAAAUCCAUAGAAGAAAAAUCUACUAAAUAAUAUUUUUGAAUCUAAAUUACUCAAUAAAAAUGGCCAAAGUCCAAAAAAACUCAUUUCCCUCUCGCGGGAGUAUUUUUGGCUCCAAUCACUUUUUUUUCACAAAAGACCGCCUCCUCCAACUUCUCGGUGCUAAUAAACCCAAACGGAUCUCCAAAAUGAAAAUCCUUCAAACUCCACAGCUCAAAUCCACCGUCCAAUCUUCUACCCAUUCGUCUUCCCCCACAGCGAUGGAGAGUCAACAGAAGCGCCAGCGAAAAACACGCCUCGCCGGAAGAAACUUGAGGCGAAAGCUGUCCCGGGAGACAGACGCGGCGUCGUCGAUAGUCAUGCAGAUUACGGAGGUCGAAGAAGACGAAGAAGCAGAUCUCGUCGCCUCGAUCCGCCGCCACGUUGAGGUUUUGAACUCCAGCUUCUCAGAUCGCGAAGCUGUCAAAGAAGCUGCUGCUGCUAUCUCCUCUCUCGCUAAAAUCGAUGAAAACGUGGAGAUGAUGGUGGAGAAUGGAGUCAUCCCUGCUUUGGUUAGAUAUCUAGAAUCGCCGUGGUCUUUGGCGAUCAAUCCAAACGUUCCCAAGUCUUGUGAUCAUAAGCUGGAGAAAGACUGUGCUGUUUCCCUUGGACUUAUUGCUGCUAUUCAGCCUGGUUACCAGCAGCUCAUUGUGGAUGCUGGGGCUAUAGUUCCCACUGUGAAGUUGUUGAAGAGACGAGGGGUUUGUCUUGGGUGCAUGGAAGCUAACGCUGUUAUUAGGAGAGCUGCUGAUAUCAUCACUAAUAUUGCUCAUGACAAUCCAAGGAUUAAAACAAAUAUAAGGGUUGAAGGUGGCAUUCCACCGCUUGUUGAGCUUUUAAAUUUUCCGGAUGUCAAAGUACAGAGGGCUGCUGCAGGGGCCUUGCGUACAGUUUCAUUUAGAAAUGAUGAUAACAAGAACCAAAUUGUGGAGUUGAAUGCUUUGCCCACGCUUGUAUUGAUGCUUCAGUCAGAAGAUCCUUCUAUGCAUGGCGAAGCGAUUGGGGCAAUUGGAAAUCUUGUCCACUCAUCUCCUGACAUCAAGAAAGACGUUAUCCGUGCUGGUGCCUUACAACCAGUGAUCAGUUUACUUAGCUCCACUUGUUUAGAGACACAGAGAGAAGCAGCAUUACUAAUAGGUCAAUUUGCUUCGCCUGAUUCAGAUUGCAAGGUGCACAUUGCCCAGAGAGGUGCCAUUACACCAUUGAUUAAGAUGCUUGAGUCAUCAGAUGAGCAGGUCAUGGAAAUGUCAGCUUUUGCUCUUGGUCGUUUGGCUCAGGACACACACAAUCAAGCUGGCAUUGGACAAAGAGGAGGCAUCAUCUCACUACUAAAUCUUCUUGAUGUGAAUACUGGAUCUGUGCAACACAACGCUGCAUUUGCUUUGUAUGGCCUUGCAGAUAACGAGGAAAAUCUAGCAGACUUCAUUAAGGCUGGAGGUAUUCAAAGGCUUCAAGAUGACAACUUCACUGUUCAACCGACUAGGGAUUGUGUUGUGAGGACACUGAAGAGGCUAGAGAACAAGGUUCAUGGACCUGUACUGAACCAAUUAUUAUAUCUGAUGAGAACCACUGAGAAGCCUAUACAAAUGCGAAUUGCUUUGGCUCUUGCACAUCUUUGUGACCCUAAAGAUGGAAAAUUAAUUUUCAUUGAUAACAACGGAGUAGAGUUUCUGUUGGAGCUUCUAUACUUGUCAGGCAUGAAACAGCAGAAAUAUAGUUCAAGGGCUUUAUUUGAAUUAGCUAGAAAAGCUACUUCCUUUGCGCCAGAGGACUCAGCUCCUUCCUCACCCACCCAACGGGUUUUUUUGGGUGCGGAGUUCGUGAACAACCCUACUUUGUCCGAUGUCACAUUCCUAGUCGAUGGUAAACAAUUCUAUGCUCACAAGAUUUGCUUGGUAGCUUCCUCUGAUAUAUUCCGUGCAAUGUUUGACGGCCUUUACAAGGAACGGAACGCCCAAAACGUGGAGAUUCCAAAUAUAACAUGGGAAGUGUUUGAGCUUAUGAUGAGAUUCAUAUACACAGGAAGAAUUGACAUCACCAAACAUUUGGCUCAAGAGCUGCUUGUUGCAGCUGAUCAGUAUCUUAUCGAAGGCCUCAAGCGCCUUUGUGAGUACACAAUCGCACAGGACAUCUGUGUGGAUAACAUACCGUUAAUGUAUGACUUAGCUGAUACAUUCAAUGCUUCAGCCUUAAGACGAGCAUGCACUCUCUACGUUCUUGAGCAUUACACUAAGCUCAGCUCUGAAACAUGGUUUCCCAUGUUUAUCAAGAAAAUUAUACCUGAAAUCCGGACAUACAUCACAGAUAUUCUCACACGGCCAGUCCAAGCUAGCUCAACCGUUGUAUAAAACAUUUAUAACUAGAUUACUUUUAUUUUGGUUAGAUAACCAGAUUGUAUCCUUGUUACUGCUCUUUUGCUCAACUCAGUAAUAUCAAGAGGCCCUGGAAGUUAGAUUUUCUGUAAUUGUUUAGUAUAAGUUACUUCCACAAAUGGCACAGAAAAUUAGACCAACUCAACAAUUGUAGUGUCAACUGAUCAGUUCUAGCAAGAGUAUUGUAAGCUUCUGAAUGUCUUUGUAAGCAUCGUUUUUGAGAA
Brassica rapa (field mustard) is the source of this 4933-nucleotide messenger RNA. Its product is annotated as ARMADILLO BTB ARABIDOPSIS PROTEIN 1. Lineage: Eukaryota; Viridiplantae; Streptophyta; Magnoliopsida; Brassicales; Brassicaceae. Gene Ontology annotation, molecular function: protein binding. The record is from RefSeq and is a predicted model, not a curated record.